Molecule: messenger RNA, 1448 nt
Organism: Haliotis rubra (blacklip abalone)
Lineage: Eukaryota; Metazoa; Mollusca; Gastropoda; Lepetellida; Haliotidae
Product: retinol dehydrogenase 13-like
Exons: 8
Coding region: 232-1206 (324 amino acids)
Source: RefSeq, a predicted model, not a curated record
UCUAAUUUACUAAUUCUCACGUUGACUUGCUGUGUUGUAUAUAAAACCUUCGGUGAAGAUACUUUUUAGUGUUUAGUUGUUGGUAUUCAUGUUUGCUGCAAUAAAAUGGUGGUAUGCAACGGCAUGAUCUUAUUACAGCUGGACUAAUGUCUUCAGAUUGGUUCUGAAGGCGUAUGACCCUGCUCAGUCGGUCACACAUUGGCUUGAAGGAAAGGUCAAAAUCUGACAACAAUGGGGUCCUACAGUAUGCCGAAGUAUGCUGUACCUUUAAGUGCCCUUGGUACUCUCAUGGGAGGAAUAUAUCUGUUGAAGGACUACAUGGGGGGAGGGAAGUACACCGGGGAAGAGAGGUUGGCUGGGCGGACUGUCGUCAUCACUGGAGCCAACACUGGCAUCGGGAAAGAAGUGGCAAGGGACCUGGCCAAGAGAGGAAGUCGUGUCAUUAUGGCGUGUCGGGACCUGGACAAGUGUGAGCGUGCCCGGGCGGAGAUCGUGGUAGAGACGGCAAACCGUAACAUCAAGUGUCAGCUGCUGGACCUUGCUUCGAUCGGGUCAAUCAAGGCAUUUGCAAAGGCAGUUAAUCAAAAUGAGAAGCGUCUGGACAUACUUAUCAACAAUGCUGGUAUCAUGAGAUGUCCGAAACUGCUGACUGAAGACGGGUUUGAGAUGCAGUUAGGUGUCAACCAUCUAGGACAUUUUCUUCUGACUCACCUGCUGUUGGACAAGCUCAAGGCGUCUGCUCCAAGUCGGAUCAUCAACGUAUCCAGUCUGGCCCACAGUAGGGGCCGCAUCAACUUUGAGGACUUGAACAGUGCAACCACUUACAACCCUUCUGGAGCCUACGAACAGAGCAAGCUUGCCAACGUCUUGUUUACUGUGGAAUUGGCAAAGCGAUUGAAAGACACUGGUGUAACUUGUAAUGCUGUCAAUCCUGGGCUUGUGAAGACAGAGAUCGGCCGGCACCUGAGUGUCACCAAGUCCUACAUCUCCAGCUUCCUGUUGUUUCCCUUUCUGUGGCUGAUGUUGAAGACGCCGCGGCAGGGAGCUCAGACGACACUGUACGCCGCGCUAGAUCCCAAGCUGGCCACAGUCACAGGGAAAUAUUUCAGUGACUGUGAGGAACAAGCCUUGUCACAGCAGGUUGUUGACGAAGCGGCCAUGAAGAGGUUGUGGGUGAUCAGUGAAAAAUGGACUCGAAUCACAUGACAUUAUGUGUUACUUAUUACUGUGACAUUGAAAGUAAUUGCUGGAGUGCUGAGAACUGUGAAAAUAUUACCCCUGUUGACACGAGCUCUGACUUCAAAUACAGAGUGAUGGGCUUUGUUUCAGAUUUGAGACAAGAGUGUGCACUUCCAUGCAGUCAAGUGAGGGGUUGUAUUUUUGUGUAGAUAUCUGGAAAUGUUUCAUGGUGGUGUGAAUAAAGAAACAUUAAAAGAGAUAUCAACUUU